AUGUUUAAUGCAAUAGAAAAAAAUCCUUGUAACAAUAUUUAUGGCAAGACUAGGUGGGACGUGGCGCGCGUGUGCGUGUCGGGCCCCGAGGACGAGCUGUCGCGGCGCUGCCAGACGGCGGUGCUGGUGACGGCGCUGGCGGCGCUGGAGCGCGCGCGCGACGAGCGGCCCGGCGCGCUGCAGCGGGUGCGCGCCGUGGCCGGCUUCUCGCUCGGCGAGAUCGCCGCGCUCGUGUUCGCCGACGCGCUGUCGCUGGAGUUCGCGCUGCGGCUGGUGGAGCUACGCGCGGCGGCCAUGGCGGCCGCGGCGGCCGAGCGGCCCGGCGGCAUGCUCACCGUGUGGCUGGCGCCGGACGCCAACAUCAAGCACGCCUUGUUGCGCGCACGCGAGCACGCCGCCGAGCGAGGCGUGCUCGACCCCGUGUGCCAGGUAGCCAACUACUUGUACCCCGGCUGUAAGGUGGUCGCCGGGGAUGAAGAGGCGCUGCGGUUCGUGGAGCGCGCGGGCGCCACGUUCGGCGUGCGGCGCGCGGCGCGGCUGCGCGUGGGCGGCGCCUUCCACACGCCGCUCAUGGCGCGGGCCGAGGGCGCGCUGCGUGCGGCGCUGGAGAGCGCGGGGGCCGAGGUGCGCGGGCCGCGCGUGGCGGCGUGGUGCGCGGGCGAGGCGCGGCCGUACCGCGACGCGCGCCACGUGCGGCGCGGGCUGGCGCGCCACGUGGCGGCGCCGGUGCGCUGGGAGCAGACGCUGCACGCGAUGUACGCGCGCGAGCGCGGCGCGUCGUUCCCGCUGACGCUGGCGCUGGGCCCCGGCGCGGCGCUGCGCUCCACGCUGCGGCAGGUCAACGCGCGCGCCUGGGACUCCUCGCUGCAGGUGGACGUGUGA
Molecule: messenger RNA, 882 nt
Organism: Arctia plantaginis
Lineage: Eukaryota; Metazoa; Arthropoda; Insecta; Lepidoptera; Erebidae
Source: the annotation of a GenBank genome assembly